Molecule: messenger RNA, 2406 nt
Organism: Vigna unguiculata (cowpea)
Lineage: Eukaryota; Viridiplantae; Streptophyta; Magnoliopsida; Fabales; Fabaceae
Source: RefSeq, a predicted model, not a curated record
AACCAUUUUUCCGCUUGAAUUUGCAGCGGUGGAAAGUAUCCGUUCAGAUCUUACUGUGCAACAGAUUCAGAUGAAAGCAAAAGAGUUACAGCAACAGUAGUUAUAAAUAAAUUCAAAUAUUCGUCUCUGUUUAAAUUUUUUGUACUAAUUUUCUCAGAAAGAAGUUGCACACCAAAACCAACACACCGAGAACAAAGUGAUAAAAGCAAAGCGAAAUCGGUGUUGAGUUCGGUGGUGUCACAAAUCCAAACGUAAGAGAGAAGAUUCCAAAGAUAAUUGUUCCUUCUUUUUCACCAUUGUUUCUCUCCUCCAAGAACUCCAUCACUACCACCACCGUUGCCGCAACCUCAGAUUUCGGUUCCCAGUAACCACUCCGAGUGUUGUUUUUCCUCUUAAAACCCACUCUCUUUGCCAGAUCUUGCUUCCAGAUUCAGAGAAGCUGGAGAGACAACAUUGUAGACGAGGAAGUGAAAGCAAUGAAUAACUGCUGGAGAGACAACGAAUAUAUGACUAGAUAGUCAGAUGAGAUUUUGAAAGCAUUAAAUAAAAAUGGUGUCGUUCACACAGACUGAUGGUGAGAUGGUCAGAAUGCAGCAUGGCCAAGGAGGAAGGGACACUGAUGGAAAAAGAUGCUGCAUACAAAUAAUCAUACACUUCGAGUCCUAAACUCUCCAAAUUAUUAAAUCAGAGACAACAUUUGCAAGCGUCAAGCAUAAAGAAUUUUAGAGCUUCAAAAACCUUGAAAACAGCUUGUGGUUUGAAGGGCCUGUUUUCUUAUAACAAGUAUCUUUGCUCUUUACAUGGGGGAUGCGUGCCCUGCUAACUAGUGAAGAAGAAAGGCUCUUGUGUGUAGUUUUAUGACCAUACAAUCAGAAAAGCUUGGAUAUAAUGGGGAUCAGUACACGCAGUUCUACCAAUAGGAAACCAAGUGAUAGUAUGAGACUUAUUGUGACAACUUUUGUUGGAAUAGUUUUUGGAUUCUUUAUUGGAGUGUCAUUUCCGGCAUUGAAUGCAAAGUUGAAUCUCCCAUCCAGCCUGCUUCCUGUCAUUGACAUUUCUUACAUUCGAGAGAAAUAUGCAGUUGGCAAUGCACCUGCUUCUGUGAAAAAUAAUAAUGGCGAUUCAUCACAACAGCAGUUAUUAAAUGAUACGUUGAAGAUAUGGGUUCCAUCAAAUCCAAGAGGUGCUGAAAGAUUACCUCCUGAGAUUAUUGAAGCUGAGACAGACUUUUAUUUGCGUAGAUUGUGGGGCCAGCCCAGUGAGGAUUUAACUUUAAAGCCAAAGUACCUUGUAACUUUCACUGUCGGUUAUAAUCAGAGAUAUAAUAUUGAUGCAAAUGUGAAAAAGUUCUCAGAGAACUUUACAAUAGUUCUAUUUCAUUAUGAUGGCCAAACAACUGAAUGGGAUGAGUUUGAGUGGUCAAAACGGGCAAUUCAUGUGAGUGUUCGCAAACAGACUAAAUGGUGGUAUGCCAAACGGUUUCUGCAUCCAGACAUUGUGGCACCAUAUGACUAUAUUUUUAUAUGGGAUGAAGACCUGGGUGUUGAACAUUUUAAUGCAGAGGAAUACUUAAAACUCGUGAAGAAGCAUGGAUUGGAAAUAUCGCAGCCUGGUUUGGAACCUAAUAAAGGGUUGACAUGGCAAAUGACAAAGAGAAGAGGUGAUCGUGAAGUUCACAAAGAAACGGAAGAGAAACCAGGAUGGUGUAGUGAUCCCCAUCUGCCUCCAUGUGCAGCGUUUGUUGAGAUUAUGGCUCCAGUUUUUUCACGUGAUGCAUGGCGUUGUGUGUGGCAUAUGAUUCAGAAUGAUUUGGUCCACGGGUGGGGCCUGGAUUUUGCUCUCAGAAAAUGUGUUGAGCCUGCACAUGAGAAGAUUGGCGUUGUUGAUUCUCAGUGGAUUAUUCAUCAAAGUGUUCCCUCACUAGGGAAUCAGGGAGAAUCAGAAUCUGGGAAGGCACCAUGGCAAGGGGUGAGGGAGAGGUGUAAAAAGGAGUGGACAAUGUUCCAGAGUCGGUUGGCAAAUGCAGAAGAUGCAUAUUACAAGGCCGUGGGAGUAGAUAUGUUCAAUUCAACUACUCCUUAACGACAGAACCUGACUGGUACACACAGCCAUCACCAUUGUUGAGUUCGAUUUUGCAUGAUAUAUAGUGUUUUCUUUAAGUUUGGAAGUUACUUGCACUUGUAACUCAGAGUCCUAAACAACAGUUCAACGUGGGAUUCCAGUGUAGAAAGUUAGAGAAUUAGAUAAUAUAGGUAAAUGAAACUUACUGUAAGUAGUGUAUUUGAUUAUAUAAUAUUCUUUGUUUUAGGAACCUUUGCUUGCAGGGAAUACGAAUGCAAUACCGUGUAAAGGUAUACACAAUUUGGAUGUGAUAAGGGAAGCCCUUUACGUAGUUGAAACGGUAAA